AAUUUCAUUUCAUUUAAACUUCUGACCACAUCAAGCUUUCACUUCCUCAAAAACUCUCAUACAUAAAGUUCAACUCCAGUUUCUCACGUUUUUUUUUACAAAAAAUGAAUAUUUUUCAUCCUGCAUUUGCCAUAUUUCUAUUUCUUAGUUCAGUUAGUUUGCCUUGCAUUGAAAAUUCAGUAAUCGACACGACCGAAUUUCAAGAUCCAUUUGAUAAAUUUUUCGCUUCAGACGAAAAUAUUAACGACGAGACCUUAACUGAACCAGAUGUGCAAAUCCAAAGACCAACCCAGCAAUGGGACAAUUCCAGUUGCCUCUCCAUCACAAUUUCUUGUAAAAUAAUUAUCUCGGUUAAAACAAAAAAUGUUCAACCCGUCGAGUUCAUCCAAACAUUUGCACACGAAGAAAAUCAGCAAUUUUCUAAUUGUCCCAUGACCGCUGCCAACUCUGACACUUCAUCCCGAGAGAAACGUGACACUAUUGAGGAGCCGAUCAAGCUUUGGGGAGACGGAGGAAUUUACAUUCUCGAAGUUGCAUUCCAAAUACCACGAGAAAUUCGUGAUAUUUUAGAUUCACAAAAAACCAUUCGAAUUAAAUUUGCAUUUGAUCCGGAAAGUGAGGAAUACUUGCUUUACGGUGUCGGCAUUGAGGGAGCGUUUCCCGAAGACGUUUACAGUUUAGUGGUAACGCAAUUGAAGCGAGACGCUUCCACAUACAGUUUAAUACCCGCUCACAUCGGCAAUAGUAGUCUUUGUGCGGAAACGACCUGGAGCGGCAAUAGUCCAUCUUCAUCUGAAAUCCAGGCUUUUGUCACAUUUAAUGACUUCUACUUUAAAAUGGUUCAACAAAGGGUGGGAGAUCCUAUAGAAAAUAUUACUGGGGUAGACUUAAGAAAUUCACAAGUAACCGAUGUGUGCCCCCCGCUGCCUGCAGACGCCGAGGAUGAGUAUGAUGUCGACCCACUUGUGCACCAGUCAUCACUUCCUGUAGACAGAAUUAUUGUCGUUUGUGCAGCAGUAGCGGGUAUACUGUUUAUUGGGUCAAUAUUAGUAUUUUCUUAUCGGCUUCACAACAAAGGAAGUGGAAAGAUAACUGAGCCUAGGAAUCCAUUUUGGUGUGCUUACCGAAAUUGAGAUUCGGCAAACAAAUUAUGUCAAGAGUUCCCUGUAACGUAUGUAUGUACUUAUGCUCAUACAGUUUUUAUUUAAUCCUUCUACUGGAAAAGUCAUCAACUCGUAAGCACAUAUUUUUACUUGUUACUUGUUUUUACAAUUGACUAAACUUAGGACCGGAUAUUUGUGUUUGUAUAACUCACAUGCACAUAUUGUGGAGCUAGAAAUGAGCAACACUGGAUGCACGACGUAAUGAUGAUUAAGAACAUUUGACCAAGAAAUUUAGUGCAUGCGUACAUAAG
Messenger RNA from Folsomia candida, 1414 nucleotides. RefSeq lists its product as uncharacterized. The coding region runs from base 105 to 1133 and encodes 342 amino acids. NCBI's taxonomy places the organism in Eukaryota, Metazoa, Arthropoda, Collembola, Entomobryomorpha, Isotomidae. The record is from RefSeq and is a predicted model, not a curated record. The transcript is spliced from 4 exons.